CAUUUAAUCAAAAGGAAAUGUUUUGUGACACGUCGAAUGUCGACAACAAGGGUUCAACAUCAGUGGCCUGCCGGUGAGUUGUGAUAUGAUCCUCUUCUCAUCCACAGCUGUUCUGUACCUGUGGGCGGUCCCGCGGCAGCAGCAGAGGUUUAAAGGGGAAAAACUUGCGGGACUUGUUCACUGUCAGAUCCCCUGAGUGAGGAAGCCGCCAGUUUCUUUUCUUUGUUUAUGGAUCUCGACCCAGCAGCAGCAGCAGCAGCCGCCUGCUCACCUGGACCUGAUCCCGGACACGUGAUCGGGUUCUUCCCGCUGCAGGCCGCGAUGUGCGCCGCGUGCUGAGCGCAGCUCCGCGUCCAUUGGACGCUCAGACCUGCGGCGAGCGUCUGUGGAGCGGAACCGUCCGUCAUGGUCGGGGGAGGCGCGGGGGAUCCGACGCCCUCGGCCGCCGUCAAGGUCUUCUCCGCUGGAACAGCUGGCUGCGUGGCCGACCUGGUCACCUUCCCCCUGGACACGGCCAAGGUCCGACUGCAGAUUCAAGGGGAAUCCAAGGCCUCGCUGGGCGUCCAGAGGGCGAGGUACAGAGGUGUGUUCGGCACCAUCUACACCAUGGUGAAGACCGAGGGCCCGAGGAGCCUGUACAGCGGACUGGUGGCCGGGCUGCACAGACAGAUGAGCUUCGCCUCCGUCCGCAUCGGCCUGUACGACACCGUCAAGCAGGUCUACAGCAGGGGAUCAGAAAGUGCAGGGAUCGGGGCUCGGCUGCUGGCCGGCUGCACCACGGGGGCGAUGGCGGUGGCCUUCGCUCAGCCCACCGAUGUGGUCAAAGUCAGGUUCCAGGCUCAGGUCCGCCUGCUGGAGAGCGGCUGUGUGAAGAGAUACAGCAGCACAAUGGACGCCUACAAGACCAUUGCCAGGGAGGAAGGCGUUAGAGGCCUCUGGAAAGGUUGUCUGCCAAACAUAACUCGCAAUGCCAUCGUAAACUGCUCCGAGCUGGUGACCUAUGAUGUCAUCAAAGAGCUCAUCCUGAACUACAACCUGAUGACAGACAACUUGCCGUGUCACUUCAUUGCAGGAUUCGCAGCAGGGUUCUGCACCACGAUUGUAGCAUCUCCGGUGGAUGUGGUCAAAACGCGCUUCAUGAACUCGGUGCCUGGGCAAUACAGCGGUGCCAGUAACUGUGCCUUAACCAUGCUAACGAAAGAGGGACCCACAGCAUUCUAUAAGGGAUUCAUGCCUGCAUUUCUUCGUCUGGGCUCCUGGAACAUUGUGAUGUUUGUGAGCUACGAGCAGAUCAAGAGAGCCGUGGUGAGACUCCAGCAGUGACCUGUCUGACAGCUGGGCACUGUGGACCAACAUAUAUUUGGAUGAUACCAUAUAAGGAUUGACGCAUAGCACCCAGGAGGUAUUAAGGUAUUAACUUUAUACAUAGUCAUUUAAAGAUAGAGCUCAUGUAUAUUCCUCAGCAUGGGUCGGCUCUGUUGUUGCAAUUUAAACUGUACUAGCUCGUUUAAAAGGUCUCCACCGACUUGUGUGCAAAAGAGAAGUAACAAGG
This is a messenger RNA of Scophthalmus maximus (turbot), 1552 nucleotides long. Its product is annotated as mitochondrial uncoupling protein 2-like. The record is from RefSeq and is a predicted model, not a curated record. Gene Ontology annotation, cellular component: mitochondrial membrane. Gene Ontology annotation, molecular function: oxidative phosphorylation uncoupler activity. Bases 406 to 1323 code for a protein of 305 amino acids. Gene Ontology annotation, biological process: mitochondrial transport; adaptive thermogenesis; response to cold. The transcript has 7 exons. Lineage: Eukaryota; Metazoa; Chordata; Actinopteri; Pleuronectiformes; Scophthalmidae.